AUGGACCUCAAGCUCAACUUCAGGCCAAGCUUCUUCUUCUUCUCCUUUCUGAUUUUCAUCUAUCUUCUCCAAAAACCUGAUUUGGGAUCAGCCUCUAGUCCUAAAUGUAUAUCCACCGAGCGCCAAGCUCUUCUCACCUUCAAAAAAUCACUUACUGAUCCUUUUGGUCGACUCUCUUCUUGGUCCGGACCGGACUGUUGCAACUGGCGCGGUAUUCUUUGUGACAGCAGAACCAGCCACGUCAUCAAGAUUGAUCUCAGAAACCCGAAUCAAACACUCAGACCCUAUGACUAUUAUGGUACAUUUCAAAAGGGUGGCUUGGGGGGCAAGAUAAAUCCGUCUUUGACCCGUCUCAAGUUCUUGAGCUAUUUGGACUUGAGUUCAAAUGAUUUCAAGUUCCUGAAGUUCCCGGAGUUCAUCGGCGGCAUCGUUAGUCUAAGGUACCUCAAUCUUUCAUUCACAACGCUUUCCGGUGAGGUUCCUGCUAGUUUUGGAAACUUGUCGAAGCUCGAGUCUCUUGAUCUGUACGCUCAGCCGUUUAGUAACUAUUUCUAUAAGAAAUAUUUGCGCGCAAGCAACCUCGGGUGGCUAUCAGGUCUGUCUUCUUCACUGACUCACCUCAACUUGGGGUUUGUGAAUCUGAGCGGUGCUGGUGAAACCUGGUUAGAGGAUUUCAGUAGACUCUCGAAGCUUAAAGAGUUGCAUUUGUCCAACUGUGAGCUAAAGAGCUUACCCCUCUCUUUGCCUUCGUCUGCGAAUCUGAAGCUCCUUGAAGUUCUUGAUUUGUCUCAAAACUCUCUCUAUUUGCCGACACCGAGCUGGCUAUUCGAUCUCACCAGUCUCAGAAAGCUAUUCCUCCAAGAGGUUCGUCUCCUGGGGUCGAUUUCUCCCGGAUUCAAGAAGCUUCAGCUUCUAGAGACGUUAGUUCUGUCUAGCAACGAACUCUCGGGAGAAAUCCCGGCGGUUCUUGGAGACCUUCCUCGGCUUAAGUAUCUCGACCUUUCGCAGAACUCUUUCCAAGGUCAAAUCCACAGGUUUCUCGACGCCUUGUCCAAAAACAAAGGAAACAGCAGUUUGCUCUCUCUCCGUCUUAAUUUCGACCGUUUAGAAGGGACAUUGCCUGAGUCGUUUGGAGAGUUGUGGAAUCUUGAGAUUCUGGAACUUACAGGCAAUCACUUCACGGGCUCCAUCCCUUCCUCGGUAGGAAACAUGGCGUCACUGAAGAAACUUGAUAUUUCUUUCAAUGACAUGGACGGGACUAUCCCAGACAGCUUGGGGAAGCUUGAGGAGCUUGUGGAUCUUAACUUGAGGGAGAACAAAUGGGAAGGUGUUCUGCUGAAGUCUCAUUUCGUCAAUCUUAGAAGCUUGAAGAGCUUCAGUCUCAGAACUGAACCAAACAGAUCUGUCGUCAUCAAUCUGCCAUCUACAUGGGUUCCUCCUUUCAGACUGGAGCUGAUCAACAUAGAGAACUGCCUGAUCGGCCCGUCGUUUCCAAUGUGGCUUCAAGUGCAAAACAAACUCAACUCCGUCACACUUAGGAACACAGGGAUUGCAGAUAAAAUACCUCACAGCUGGUUCUCGAGAAUAGCUUCCGAUGUAACUGAACUGUAUCUAGAAAACAACAGAAUCAAAGGUACAUUACCUCAAAACCUUGUGUUCCCGAAUUUAGCAGCCUUCGAUUUGAGCUCCAACAACUUCGAAGGCCCUUUCCCUCGUUGGAUAGCAAAUGUAGAAGAGCUUUGUCUUUACCAGAACAACUUCUCGGGCUCUCUUCCAGCUGACAUUGAUGUCUUGAUGCCAAGAGUGAGAAAGAUCAACCUCUUUCAUAACAGCUUCACCGGAGAAAUCCCAUCAUCUCUAUGUCAACUCACAGGACUGGAAAGUCUCAAUCUAAGAAACAACCGUUUCUCUGGUAGUUUCCCAAAAUGCUGGCAAAGUUCUUCCCAGAUUUAUGAAAUCGACGGGUCGGAGAACAUCAUAUCAGGCGAAAUACCAGAGUCUCUCUCUGUGAUACCUCGUCUUGGUGACUUGCUUUUGAACCAGAAUGCAUUGGAAGGUAAUAUUCCAGACACGUUUCAGAACUGCUCUAACCUUAAACACAUUGAUCUUGGAGGAAACAAGCUGACUGGGAAAAUUCCAUCGUGGCUAAGUAAGCUGUCUUCUUUGUCCAUGCUUCGUUUGCAGAGUAACUCCUUUGAUGGUCAAAUCCCAGAUGAUCUAUGCAGCGCCCCGAGUCUACACAUUCUGGAUCUCUCCGAAAACAAACUAUCUGGCCCGAUUCCGAAAUGCAUCGGCAAUCUCACAGCCAUUGUGCAGCAUAAAAGCGUUGACGAGUACUAUGUAUACCAAGAGAUACGCGAUAGCAUAGAUCUUUCUGGAAACAACUUAAACGGAGAAAUCCCAGGGGAGAUCCUAGACCUCGCUUACCUUCGAAUCCUGAACUUAUCAAGAAACUCCAUAGCAGGAAGCAUUCCCGGGAAUAUUUCAAAACUUGGUCACCUGGAGAGGCUUGAUCUAUCAAGAAACAGGCUUUCUGGUUCCAUUCCUGAGAGCUUGGCAGCGAUAUCUUCUCUGAAUACCCUGAAUCUUUCGUUCAAUAAACUGGAGGGGAGCAUACCUAAGCAGCUGAAGUUUAACGAUCUGUCCAUUUACGUUGGGAAUGAGUUACUCUGUAAGAUACAUCCGUCUUUGACCCGUCUCAAGUUCUUGAGCUACUUGGACUUGAGUUCAAAUGAUUUCAACUUCCUGGAGAUCCCCGAGUUCAUCGGCAGCAUUGAUAGUCUAAGGUACCUGAAUUUUUCAUUCUCGUCGUUUUAUGGUGAAGUUCCUGCCAGUCUUGGGAAUUUGUCGAAGCUCGAGUCUCUUGAUUUGUACGCUCAGACGUUUAGUUACGAUGGUUCAAGUUCAUAUAAUUUGCGUGCAAGCAACCUUGGGUGGCUUUCGGGUUUUUCUUCUUCACUGACUUACCUCAACAUGGGGUUUGUGAGUUUGAGCGCUGCUGGUGAAACUUGGUUACAGGAUUUCAGUAGACUCUCGAGGCUGAAGGAGUUGCACUUAUUCAACUGUGAGCUCAAGAGCUUACCUCUCUCUUUUCCUUCGUCUUCAAAUCUGAAGCUCUUUGAAGUUCUUGAUUUGUCUCGAAACUCUCUCAAUUCGCCGAUACCCAACUGGAUAUUUGAUCUCACCAGCCUCCGAAAGGUAUUCCUCCAAUUCUCUGAUCUCCAUAGCUCGAUUCCUUCGGGAUUCAAGAAUCUGAAGCUUCUAGAGACACUUGAUCUGUCUUAUAGUAGACUCUCAGGAGAAAUUCCAGCGGUUCUUGGAGACCUUCCUCAGCUGAAGCAUCUUGACCUUUCUGAAAACUCUUUCCAAGGUAAAAUCCACAUGUUCCUUGACGCCUUGUCCAAAAACAAAGGAGAUGGUUUGGUCUAUCUCGCUCUUAAUUCCAACAGUUUGAAUGGGACAUUGCCUGAGGUGCUUGGAGCUUUGAGGAAUCUGCAGAUUCUGGAUCUUUCGUUGAAUUCCUUCACGGGUUCGAUCCCUUCCUCCGUAGGAAACAUGGCGUCACUGAAGAAACUUUCACUUCAUCUCAAUUCCAUGAAUGGGAAAAUCCCGGAAAGCUUGGGGAAGCUUGAUCGCUUGGAGACGCUUGAUCUAUCAAAUAACAUGUUUUCUGGUGCUAUUCCUCAGAGCUUGGCAGGGAUCUCUUCGCUGAAGGAACUUUAUCUUACGUUCAAUAAACUGGAGGGGAGAAUACCUAAGAAUCUGAAGUUUAAAGAACCGUACAUUUACGAGGGAAAUGAGUUACUCUGUGGGAAACCACUUCCUAAAAAGUGUCCAAGGAAGCAGCAAAUUGCUGUAGUUAAUUGA
This is a messenger RNA of Raphanus sativus (radish), 3867 nucleotides long. Its product is annotated as receptor-like protein EIX2. The coding region runs from base 1 to 3867 and encodes 1288 amino acids. The record is from RefSeq and is a predicted model, not a curated record. The transcript has 2 exons. Lineage: Eukaryota; Viridiplantae; Streptophyta; Magnoliopsida; Brassicales; Brassicaceae. Gene Ontology annotation, molecular function: protein binding.